Molecule: messenger RNA, 795 nt
Organism: Paramecium primaurelia
Lineage: Eukaryota; Ciliophora; Oligohymenophorea; Peniculida; Parameciidae
Source: the annotation of a GenBank genome assembly
GUUACUUACAUGGUUAUCCACUUGAAUGUUAGAACUAGUUGUAAGAUCUUUUCAAUUUGAUUCGUGAUGGAGAAGAAUUCAUAACAUUAGAGAGAAUCUUUAAAUUAUUACGAGUAGUUACUCCAACUAUAUAUUACUUUUUAGGCAUGGCAAUAUGAUGUACCAUUCUCCAAUUUAUGUAAAUUACUUAGGAUGUCUAAUUAAUCAUGUCAUCAGAAUGCUAAGAAUCAUUUAAAUGAGUUAGCAUUUCAUUAAUUACUUCAUAAUCCUGACAUUUAAAUGACUUAUAAACCAAAGAAGGAUGAAACUGUAAAUACUCCUCCAACAUUAGAUGGAUUAUUUAAAAGAUUAGGAGAAUAGAUUUAGAGGAAAAGAUUGUAAGAGAAAUUGAAUGAUGACAACAUUACAAAUAAAGAGAAGUUUAAUUUUAUGCUUCAAUUAUUGCAAGUAGGUUCACCAAGAAAUGAUAGAGAAAAUUCAAUUGUUUUAGAAAAAGUUAAAAGUGUUAGGAAAUUCAAGGAAGAUGAAUUCAAAUUACUAAUAAAACCAAAGAAGACAAAGAGAAAAGCUGAAAGUAUGUAGGAUCCCCCUCAAAUUUAAGUUGAAUAAAAAUUUACUAAGCUUCCAAAUGCUACAUUACAUUUGCCAACAAGUAGAAUUAGAAAAUUACAUGAUCGUAUGAUGUAAUAGAUGGAUGAAAUUAGAAUGGAUCCUAAUGUAUAAAAAUUGAGCAAUAUAAUUCAUAAAUCAUAGGGAAACCUGUCAAUCAGGUUACCAUAAAUUUAAUAUAUAUGA